Thamnophis elegans (Western terrestrial garter snake) is the source of this 11081-nucleotide messenger RNA. RefSeq names its product ciliogenesis and planar polarity effector 1 (gene CPLANE1). Gene Ontology annotation, cellular component: ciliary transition zone. The record is from RefSeq and is a predicted model, not a curated record. The transcript has 55 exons. Gene Ontology annotation, biological process: cilium assembly. Bases 356 to 9919 code for a protein of 3187 amino acids. NCBI's taxonomy places the organism in Eukaryota, Metazoa, Chordata, Lepidosauria, Squamata, Natricidae.
GUGGUACUCGCGCUCCUCCACCCACCUCGGUUGGCAACUUGGGAGCCUCCUGAGUCCUGAAAGGGAAACCGUUGGGCUGAACCGACUAGCAAUGGUUCUGGAAAUGAAGAAUCAUCCAGCCUGAUCAGAAAGACAGCUUCAUCUAGCAAAGCAUCCUGAUUCUUACCAGCCAAAAUGCUUUUUGGAACCUUAUGGGCAGGAAACAAAGGCAUGGUUGCUUCAUUCAGACGGUACAGUUUUACCAAUAUGUUUAUGGAUCUAGACUUUAAAAAGAUGCUGUUGAAUUUUUAUUAAGGAACCAUUUAAAAGCUAUUUAAACUUUGAUAAAUUUUAUGGAUUCUCGUAUGUUUUAAUCAUGAAAAUCAAAUUAGAGGUACUAGCCUCUACAUGUAUCAAACAGAAGAAGCCAUGGCCUCGAAUCACCUGGCUGGGAGAGGAAAAAGAGGCUGUUUUCCUACUGGAUGACAGAAACAUGCAGGAAAUUAACCUGCUUUCUGGAAAAACAAAAAAGAAGAUUCCCCAAUUACAGACUUUUCUGAAGAAUGUUAUUGUAUUAUCAACCUCAAGAAAUGGAGCUUGGUUGGCAGGAAUGCUUAAAACAGGAGAGCUCUUUCUUUGGAACAAGGACCGAGACAUUAUAAAAACUGUUCCAGCCAUUGAGGAAUCUACAAAAGUGGCUAUGGCAGUGCAAGAACAUUCCUUGAGGUUAUGCCUCCGUGUUUCCGGCAAAGGAAAUAAAAUACUUCUUGCUACUCCAGAAGUCUGUGUCUUAUUGUGGGAAAGCAUAGAAUCAAACGCAACACCUUCCCAAAUUUCUGCAAAGGGGCAAUGGUCCCAAAUUAUUCCUGAAGCUUCAAUUAUGUUACCAGCCAAAGAAGAGAAGGAAACUGUAGUUAGUGCUGAUUUUAUUGAAAAUGAGAUAUUGGGAGAUUGUUGCUUGGGUUCUUUUGCAUUUUAUUCUGGGGACCAACUGGUCCUGAUAUUUUUGAAGAUCAAAUGGCAGGAGAACAGUUUAAACAAUGCAAGCUCUGUUCCAUGUCAAAUCCAUUGGGCACAAGAAACAUGCUCUUUGCGUAAUUUGUCUCCCUCUUGUGAAUCAGUGAAGUCAAGAGGUGCUUUGCUUACUGCAUUCUCUCAUGAUGGACUUGUGCUAGCAGUUGCUCUUAAUCAAAAGGAUCUACAGGCAUCUCAAAUUCUGUUUAUGAGCACUAAGAAUUUUAUUACUACUUCAGGGAGUCUUAAAGGCUGUGGUAACAAGUAUCCCAAAAUUCCAUCCAAAUUAAUAAGGUCUUACUGGAUUUCAGACAUGAGCUGGACUCCCGAUACUCUGUUUUUGGUUUGCAUGUUAAAACGUGGAUCUCUGAUCAUAAUGACAUGCUUAGGUGAAUUGAUGACUUUAGUUACUUAUGGCUGCUCUGUAGAAUUUGGACCAGCAGAAUUUAUUCCUCUGCAUCCAUUAAUAACACACAGAUCACAGAACUCUUUCUUGAAUUCUCAUGAUUCAUCCAUUUCUGAAGCAGACUUCAUGAGGCAGAGAUUUUCUGUCACAUGUCACUCAAGUUUGCCUUAUCUCAUUGCCUCUGAUGGAUACAUGGUUACCGUUCUUAAAUUUUCCAGUGAGUUUUCGCCUUCUACAUAUACAAAGUCUUUGCUGCUUGAUUCAGCCCAACGACUAGAAAAGUUGCAUCACAAUUUGAUUACAUACAAGUCUGAGGGGAAAAAGCAGCCACUGCAGUCAUUGUCUUCUUUAAGAGCUAACCUCUUACAAUAUGAAAAUCAGCUUUCUACUUUCUCUGGCACUCCAAAGUUUUUACAAGAAGAAGAGGGAGCCACUGAACUAAUUGAAGAAGUGUCACUAUUCCAGGAAUGCAAUGAAGAAUCCAGUGACGACAAUAUUUUUCAAAAUAAUUCAUACAUUUUGGGAAGCCAAAAAGCAGAUUUCGCUUUAAGUGAUGAAGGCCAGCUGGAAUUCGCAUCAAUGUUUGACACAAUUCAUGCAAUAGAUGACGGAAAACAGAUAGACAGAAAAAAAGAUGGCCCAUUGUUUGAACUGAACCAUAUUCAAAAGAAUCUCAUCGCUGCUUGGAGAGUGGCCACUUCAAGAAGUAUAAAAGAAAAAGACAUAUUAUUAAAUUUUAACAUUCGUUGUAUUGUGCACUUUUUUAACAUUCUCCAGCAUGUGAAACUGAAAGAAUUAGAUCAUCCUAUCAAGAAUCAGUCAUGGAUACAAUGUGUCUUAAACUGUUUCCACCAAUUUUUGACUGUCCUCAGUUGGGAAAAUCAACACAGACAAAUAUUGGGGCAUUUAAUGAAAUUAACAAUGCAGACCUUGAAACUGAUACUUACAGAACAACAAGAUCACCUUUUCGCCACUAAUCUUUUGGGAGGUUUCUCAUUGCUGAAGAUGGUUAUUCAUUAUUUAAAUGCCAAAACAAUACCACAGUAUGAAGUUCUUCUAGCAGAUCUGAAUGGUAGUAAUAAAGUGGAACUAGAUUCUAUUGAUAUGCCUCUGUUUCAAAGGCACACAGAUUGGAAUAGUCACCAGAAGCACUGUGCAUUACGUUCUGUGCUAACGUGUUCUCUUCCAAUGGUAAACCGAACUGAGAAUCAGGAAAAAAGGUUAACUAUAAUCUGGCGAUACUUGUAUAAACAUGUGAUUUGGUAUUGGGCACAAUUAAGCAGAAAAAUGAAUAACUCAAACAAAUCAAUGACUGAAAUCCAAAUUGCUCAGGAAAUUCCAGUGACCAAAGCACUUGCAAGUCACAUACAGGCAAUCUUACAGUCUUCGGGAGAAAACUUGGAGCAGCUUCUGAAUCUCAAGUCGGUGAAUGGUGAGGAAGAGUUUCUGAUAGGAUCAUAUAGAAAAUCUGUGGAGGCUUGGGAAAGAGCUUUUCAGGAAACAAAAGCAAAAGGAGGAAAGAGAAUACCCUUUCUUCAAACUCGAUAUUAUCUUGCUAUUUUAUAUUGCCAUCUGUAUCAUUAUAAUAUAAGUGAGGCUCAGGGUCUGUGUGAUCACCUGGUAUAUGAACUCCUAAGACGAAAUCAAAUUUCUGUAAGAAACCAAGAUGCUAUGACAGAUGCUGAAUGGAUAAAAGAUAUUCACACUGAAGCUGCUCUGGCAGUGAUUCAGUCUUUGGCCCGAUUCAUGGCAGCCUAUUUCACUAAUGAGCCAAUUUAUAUACAUCCUCCACACAGUGUUGGUAUCUUACCGCCACUUCAUAUCAAGUCAGAUGGGUGCCAUCGUAUUAUUCCUCUGCAACAUUCCAGAGUCACCGAAGCAGUUAGGGAUAAUGGCCUGUCUUGUACUUGGACUGUAGAAUAUACUCUUGAUUUGUUGCUCAUCGGUGGACUAAUUCCAGAAGCUGUGUGGCUAGCCCAGAAACUUGGAGACUGGAAAAUGGCUGUUUCAAUCGGAGUGGCUUAUCAACUAUAUUGUCAAAGUAAUAAAAACUUAGCAAGGUCAGGAAACGUGGAAUUAUUCCUACCAUUACACUUGACUCCAACAAACAUUUUUCAAGAAAAGCUACAAUCUUUUUUGGGUCAGCCUGUCAACAAUGAAACAACAAAUCAAGGAAACCUCAGAUACAAACAACUGACAGAUCCUAUUGAAGAAGAAGAUGCAAAUGCCCUUUUUAGUUCAGUAGAACAAAUAUUAAAAGCAGCUGUUAUGGCAGAAGCAGACAUUCUGUCAGAAACCUUUCAGGUUUUGAUGGAUUUUGCCAAGGAUCAUAGUAGAAAAUUCUGCAGCUUGGUUCCUAAUGGCUUAUAUCUCCCAGCACCACCUUUAUAUUGUCCUCAGCCAACAUUUGAAGAAUAUGGUGAUGUACCAUUAAGAAUAGAGAGAGACUGCAGACAGAAAAUAUCUGGAAUUAUUCAACGGAUUCUUCUUCUUUUCCGGGCUUCUCAUUGUUCUUUUGCUGCUGCUCAGUGGUAUAUUGCGCGGCUGAAACAUGCACGAAGAGUCAUGCAAAAGAUUCACAAAAAGGGUGCUCUUCCUCCUUUAAAUGAUCUUCCAGAAAAUUUGCUUAAGUAUUCCAAAUAUCACACUGUGUUCUUAAGGCCUUCUUCUUUUGGAGACCAUACCUUUGAUGCUGUGUCAUGUAAAACUAUAGGAUGCUUUCGAGAAUUAUGUGUAUUGUGCUGGAUGCUUCAUGUUCGUGAAAGAUUGUCUGAUAGUUGCAGACGGUAUCAAAGGGCAAGGGAGAAUUUGGAAAACUGGAAUGAAUCCAACAGGAUCGAAUUUGAUGCUUGCAUAGUUGAGUACUCUGUCGAUGCUUUGGAGUGGGCUUGCCGAAUUCUUCCUUUUGCUCGGUUCAUGAACAUUGAAGAACUUGUGCAGGAUAUCAUUCUGAGCCUUAUUGGGGAAUUACCACCAAUUAAAAAGGUGGCAGAAAUUUUGGUAAAAGCAUUCCCUAGCUCUGAAGAUGUGAGGAUCUCACUAAGGGAUAAAUAUAAUGAUCUAUACCAACGACUUAGGCAUUGCACAGUUAAAGGCCCCAAUUGUGAAGAAAUUAUGUCGGUUGUACUACAGGCUACUUACAAAGAGAAUGUGAAAACUAUGAAACGUGUGAUAAGAAACAUAGGGCCCAUUCAAACCAAUAUCUGGGAGCCACCGGAAGAAGACAUCCAAGACUCCGGAGGUUCCUGCUAUGACCGGUUGUCUUUGGGGACUACUCUAAGCAGAAGCACAAUUUCAGAUUUCAGAAACUUUCAGGGGUGUAACAAUGCUGAAGCAACAGACUCAUUUUCUGAGUUUGGGGUGACAGAAGAAGCCAGAAAACUGAGGCAAGAAGAUCCCAAGGAUCUACCUUCGUGUAUAGAUGUUUCCAACCGUAAAGAGCGGACUGAAAAGUUAAAGGACCACGGUGGGGGAGGAGAUGUUAAAAAAAGGACCCAUAAAGACCUUCCCAAUGAACUCCAUAUGCCUCUAGUCGGCGAAUGGGAAUUUGAACGGGAUGAUGAUGAAUAUAUUAAGUUUAUAGACCUCUUCCUAACUUACGUGCUUGAAAGAGAUCCACUCAACCACAGCGAAUCGGCUGUUCCUUUUCUGACAUGCUUUUCAGCCCUCCUUAGAGAACAUGAGCUCCAUUCUCUUCUUUUUGAUGUUCACACAACCCUGAUACGUCGACAGUUCAGAACUGAAGUCCAAAAUGCUUUUAGAGCUGGUUCUUGCUACACCCUUGGUUAUGGAUUUAGUGAUUGCAAACUAGCUCCUGUAUGGGGUAAAAAGAAAAAAGAUGGUGAAAAAGAAACUUUAGCUGAUGAGCAACCCUUAGAGCUUUCAGAUUGUGAUUCAGUCAUGGGACUUACUGAAAGAAGAGGUUUAUUUGGGCAAAGCCAGCAAUCAGCCAGUGACUCACAUGAUUCCAAUAAGACCUUAACAUUCACACCAGCAUUUGCUCAAUGUUGGUCUACCCCUAAAACAGCUCUCUUUCAAAAAUACAUCUGCAAAACUGGACCAGUGAAUGACGUCACCCAACAAGAUGAACCAGUCCCAGAAAUACAUCUUAAAUUUAACAAUAUCUCUCGCUUACUUGAAUGGAUGAUCAGAUGGUCCGGUAAAAGAAUGAUUCAGGAUCCCAUCACAACAGGAACACUUCAGGACUGCCAACCAAUGAUGCAUGUGAAAAUAUCAUCAUCUGCCAUUCUUUCAUCGUUGUGGAUUUUAGAGCGACGUUACGGCAACACAUUUCAAGACCAAAAUUGCGGUUUGAAAUCACAGAAACCGCGGGGAAAAACUUCCACUAUCAUACCCAAACUGGAGAAAGAUGGUGCUGAGUGUACAAAUAGUUCUUCAUCGGAGGGAGCUCCAGCUGAUAUCCAAAAUGGACAGGCAUACAGUGAACCAUUUAAAAAUAUUCCAAGGUGCGGAACAUUACCUGAAAAACAAAAUAAGAAGAAAGAAAGUCAAAGGGAUCAUUCUAUAAUACCUGAUAUAGAAACUUGGAGUACAGCUAUCGAUAUCAGUCUGGCAGAAAAAGUGGCAAAGUUUCUACGAAAUGAAAUAGUUGUACCAUCUGAAACCGAAGUCUAUAAUGAAGAUCCAGUUUCAAUAAAUCCUACCAUCUCUGUCAGUAUUAAAUCAGUAGAAAAGAAAAAAGAGCAUCUCUCUGAAUUAAAAGUAGAAUGUCAACAGGAUGAACCUUUAAUGGAAACGUCUGAGGGAAAAUGUUCAAAACUGGAUGGCACUACAGUUGAAGUAAUUCCCAGUGAUUUUCCCCUUUCAUUUUGUUCUGAAAAGAGGGCGGAAACAACUAGUGUAGACAUCACUGUUUCAGAUGAUCAGCUUUCUUUCACAGAGGUUUCAGACAUUCCUUCAAAUGAUGCUGGUGUAAAAACAGAGAUGAUCAAUAGAGAAACGACAGCACAACCACCAAACACUUCAGAGGUUGUUGGGCAAAUGCUACAAGACGAAAUGUUUAAGCUGAUUCAGCUACAGCAGAUUAACUAUCUGAGCCUCAUGCAGAUAGUUGGAUUUGCCAAUUUGCCAAAUACGUCACAGCAGAUACAGCAACCUCAACCCUUCCCAUUAAGAAGAAACUGGGCUUCAAGCACGGAAGGGAAUAAUAUCCAUCGAUCUCCCCCUGUGCAGCCAGCAGGUGGUGUUCAAAUACCUACUGACCAUCAGAUACCAACUCUGGAAAACAGCUGGAAUGUUGGUCAGAAAAAGAACAGCUCUCAGGAAGAAAAGAACUUACCUGAUCAGAACCAGAGAUCUGUGCACAUUAAUGAUCCUUCAGCAUUACGAGAGAGUCAGUCUGUUGGUGCAAGACUGAUGCUGCCACUUCAAAGCUCACCUCAUCAGAAUCCAGCCAGGCCAUUCCCUCUGUUGACUGUUUCCCUUAAUGCUGAGAAGAAACCAAAGCUUAUUCCAUUGGCAAAACCCUUAAAUAAUGCAGAGGGAUUUCCUUUGCUUAAGCUAAAAACAAGUUAUCAAUUUCAGGCACUCAAUUUCUGCCCGGUAACCCCCCGCAGAUCUUCUGGACCAUCAUCAGGACCAAGAGAAGCCUGGGGCCUCCCAUCUUCUCUGGCACAAAAUCCUCCCGGUUUACAGAUGUCAGAACCCACAAAUGAGACAGGAGCACAUCUAAACCUGAACCGUUAUGAUCAAAAUGUUAUAAACCAGGCACCAGAGCAGACAAAGCGUUGGGCAGAACAGGUCAAGACAGGGAUUUCCAAACAGUUUCCUGUAGAUGAAUAUGGCACAAAGGAAGAUUCAGCACCGUUGCAACCCUGCCAUGAACGUCUGAGGGCAGAAAAACCAUUGGUUGACCAUGCAAUCAGUUCACAUCAAGCCUAUGGGCCUUUUACUGAAAUCCCUUUGUUAUAUCUGAAGACUAGCCCACAAUCCAAAUGUUCAUUAAGUACAUUUACAACAAAAAACACAGAUUGCAGAGCAUCCCUUGGACAGACAGGAUUACCAUUGCUACACUCUAAUUUGCCUCCACUAACCAAGUUUCAUAUACCGAAACUCAUUCCUCUUCAAGAUCUGAUUGCCUUUGAACAAAGCCAGCAUUCUGUUCAGUACCCACAGUAUAAAGAUCACCCCAAGCAGAUCCAGUUAUUGAAAGCUAACAUUAAAGUAAAUGAAACAAGACAAGUGAGGAGUAAUAAGAAAAGACAAAAGAGACGUAUUGAAAAUCGGAUCAAGGAGAAGGAAGAAAAAAUAAAAGCCAUUGUGACUAAUCAACAAGAUGAUUCUUCUGUUCUUCCUGAUACUGUAAAGCCAACAAAGGCAAGCCCUAAGGAAAUGGAAUCCCAAACUAACUUAAGUGCUGACCCGUGUGAUACCAAUUCAUUACCGAUCUCUCACCCUGCCAAAUUGAGCUUUACUGACCUCAACGAACUUCGGAACAAUGAAUCAGAUACGUAUAUUUCAUCAGCGGCGCUACAUUACCUGGCUUCUGUAGGAAAAAAGACUGCAGAGCUUCAGGACGCCAGCACAAAUACAGAGACUGUUCUGAAAUCAUCUCAGAAUAUACAAACUGUAUCAGAAGAAUCAAUUGAUGAAUCUGUUGGGAAUCAAUCAGUCACUUCUGCUUCUGUGUCUGUAACAGAACUGUUGCCUUCUUGCGUUCCUCAGACUUUGCCGCCGGAGUUGUAUUUCAACUUUAAGUCAGCCAGUGCAACGACAGGGACACCUUUGCCAUCUUCAUCUGAUUUGGCUGAACAGAGAUAUAUCAGUGUGACCGAUAUAGAGUCUGGUGAUCUUCUCAAGAAUUUGCCAGUUAAAUCUGCGCCCACUGCACAGCCUAUUGUCACGCAACCUGUGAAGUCUGAAUUGCCAGCUUCUACAAAGCUGUAUUAUCCAGCAGUCUCUUUUGCCAGUGUAUUACCACUGGAUGAAUUUGAGAGACAAGACAAGAGUCCCGAAAUGGAAUUAUCUCUAUUACCACCAAGUGUAACAGAGGAGGAAAAUGCUGGCGAUCCUCUUACGUCAAGUCUCCUUCAUGAAGAUUUUUCCAGUAUUUACGCGGGGCAAAAGAUCAGCAGAGAGCAUUUUUCUGGAAAACUACAAGAAAUGGAUAGACAACUAUCGUACUUACAAAAUUUGACAGAAAGAAUGGAGAAAGAAUAUAGCACUACUAAAUUGUUUGGGGAAACCUCAAAAGAUGUCAGAGUGAUACCUGAGCAAGAAGAAGAUGACAUAUUGUUCUUUGCACCAGGUGUUCAGCUUUGCAAAGCAGAACGUUAUUCAACCCGUGUAAGAGUGGAGAAUUUUACAGACGAAAAAGACUUCUUAGAAGCAGAAUCUUCCCCAAAGGAUUUCAUUGCCUUAAAAACACCUUCUGUUUCACCUUCAGGAUCAGCUGCUAAUCAUCCCAGGGUUAAUGAGUUGUUUGCUGAUAUUAGUUUUAAAAUGGAAGAACAAUAUGAGAGAUGUUCAGACGAUCGCCUUCAAAUCACUGGCUUCAGUGAUGUUUUGGACAUCAUUAAUGAUCUUAUAGUGGAGAAUGGGGUUUCUCCUUUAGAGCUGGGCCUUUCAGAAAUCCAAGCUAAAAAAAUAGCCAGUCUUUCAAAUAAACCACAUAAACAGACUUAUAAAGCUGAGAAGGAUAAAAAAGAGUUACAUGCUUGGAUGAAAAGAAAACGAAAAGAGAGGCUUGCUGAAUAUAUGCAAACUCUGUCUGAGAAACGGGCAAAAGAGCACAAUCCAUUCCAUUUGAGAAAGAUGCCCCUUGGACUGUCAACACGAGAGAUUAAAUUACAACAGAAAAAGAAAAAGGAGAAAGAUAAGGUCUUGCUAGCUGAACAUCAUAACUUAAGAGUCAACGAAGCUCUCAGUCUGAUGCAUGACUUGCUGUCUGACACUGCGCAGCUCCCUUCCAGUCAAUAUAAGCCAUCAUCUGGAAGAAAAUCAACUUACGAUUUUAAGCAGCCGCGCAUCGCUUCUGCUGGAGGUUUCCAUGGGAGGAGCAAACCAUUUGCCAAAGUUGGUUUGGGUCCAGCAAGAUCCCUCUCAAGUCUGUCUUGUGACACAGAUCGGAAAAAGGGUCGACUCUGCCAAAGUCCUUACAGAAGAAUGUCACUAGAAGCCCAUCAAGGUGAAGCAUAUGGGAGAAACCGUAGAAACCAGAGGCAAUGGCCGAGUAACAGGCUGGACCUGAGAAGCCAUGCUUUUGAUCAGACAAGAGAGUCAAUGAAUGAGAAAAGGUUCUUCACUUCUACUAUGACAUCUCAGGCUACGGAAGAGACUGAUGACAAUACUGUGAGUGGCUGGAGUGUCCCCGAAGAGAUCCAACAAAUACUGUACGGCACAUCGAAUGUACAUUUCAAGAAGGAAUCACUUCCAGAAGAUGCUUGCUCCAUUGCCAGUCUUAAUAAUAUUGACAGUAUGAGUGAAAGUACCAGCAGCAUCCUUAGCAAGCUGGACUGGAAUGCCAUAGAGGCUAUGGUAGCAAAUGUGGAGGAGAAGUAAAAACGUAUCUUGCCUGUUCUGGUUUUUAAAAGGACAUUAAAUGGAAUAUGCAAAUGAAUGACUGGUGGUGAAGUUGGAAGAUCAUCAACCAAUGGCACAACAAUUAACAUCAAGGGACAACAUUCAUCCAUUCAGGAAAUUCUGCAUAAUGUUACAGAAAAAUUCAAGGAAUUUAAAAAAAAACAAUUACCUUCAGAAUAAUUUGAUUGAUGGUGGUAGUGCUGUUCCACAGGAUGGCGUUUUAGGAUUUGUAGAAUAUGUAGAUGUUUAAUAAAUCUGGCAAAUAAGGUCCUACGGGUGUUAUUGUAUUUCUAAAAGAAUGUUUAGAAUUAGAAUGCAUCUCAAUUUCAAUGAAUCUUGCUUAAAAUUAUGAACAUUUAAAUAUUUUUAUAUAAUAAAAUGUUUUGGGCUUGUUUUGUUACAUUUAAAAAUGUUUUGGUGUGGGUGAUAAGUUUGUGUUAUAUCAUAAGUUUGUCUUAUAUCAUAAGUUUGUGUUCUAUAUUUGUUUUGAAGGUUUUGCUGAUAUCCAGUAUCUCUUGCUGUGUUAUUUUUUUUGGUAGUCUGUGAAAGAUAAUCAGGCCUUAAAAUAUGUUGCCUCUUUUACUAUGUAAAUAUUUAAAACAGUUUCAUUUUUUAAAUUCAUUUUCUUGGUGAAUUUUUUCAUUAGGAUGGCUGCUAUACUAACAGCAUAUCUACUUUGAACCUUAAGAUGAAAAUGUGGAUACAAGGGGCUUGUUUUUAGUUCUUAAUAUUCUUAUUGGUGGAAUACUUGAAAUUUCCGGAAUAUAUCUUCCAUCAGAACCUUCGAGCAAUUUUGAGUUCUUUUAAAAUGCAAGAUGUUGAAACAUUCUGAGUGGAUAAAUAUUUAUGCUCGUGCUAAGAAAAUAACAGGUAUUUCAUAUACUCAUUUUACAAAAUUUGCCAAUGUUAUAGUUUAUCAUAAAGGCAUGUUCUGGCUCCUAGUUUGGGAUCCCUUUCACACACUGAAAUUCUCCAUUGGACAGUAGCUGAUUGUCAGCCCUUUGAGACAGGUUAGCUAAGGAAACAGGCUUCCGAGAACGACUGGCACUCCCCUGGACUAGGCUGUAGAUAGGUUGUAGUAACAAUCUUGAAAGGCUGUUUUGCCUUCCUGUCCUCUUAUAGAGGAACUAAGUGGCUAAGA